AUGCCUGACAUCCAAGAGCGACUCUCCGACUGCCUUCGCAUGCCUCAGGCUGGGCCGACGCUGCACGCCCAAGUCUUUCUCUGCUUCAGAGUUCUGCUUCUCCGUAUGUCUGCCCACCACGUCACGUCCCUCUGGCCCGUAGUCAUUUCUGAACUUGUUCAAGCCAUGAUGCACAUGGAGCACCAACUCGCUGGCGACCGGGACAACUGUCUCAACAACUCUCAAUUGCGUCUCUUGUCCGGACUGGACGCAGCCUGGGCUCUGGACGACGGCCUCUCCCCUUCGUCUGGCCAACCCGCCUGGCUCUCCCUUCAGCUGGCCGCGUGUAAAUUGCUGGACUUGAUUUUGGCUGUUCCUGCUUCGACGCUGCCCCAAUUUAAAAUGUAUCGAUGCUGGGCUUUUGUCGCUGCCUUUGAGAACAAUCACCUGGGUCCCGGCCAGCAGGGUCCUGACUUUGUGCCACACGUCGUCCGGCUGUCCCGACUUUUAGACAAUCAAGCGCCCGAGUCGAUGCCGUCGAUGGACGCGUGUCCCGGCGAUCCGCUUUUGCGUCAGUCGUCCAUCCAGUCUCUGCACCAGCUGCAGGGCUUUUUCUCUGCCCUGGCGUCGAUUUGGAGAACCUAGAUCGAGGCACACAACUGGUACCCUGUGGCGCUGGAAGAGGCGCUAGAAAUCGACUUUCUCGACCCGCUUCCUUCAAAGUGAGACUCAUUUUAACCGUGUGAUCAAAGAGAUAAAUUAUUUGGACGCAAACAAAGGUUUUACAAAAGGUAUUACGUAUAUAUGAUUUGAAAAUGGUAAAAAUUUUAUUUAUACAGUGGUUUAGUUCGCGUCUCAAACUGAACUAUGUUGUUGUCCAUUUUGGAGUAUUUACGAGGUGCACAAAAUUGAAGAAGCCAUGUUUUCAGUUGAUCAGUUUGCUGUUUUUCAAGUCAUGCAUUAUUUUAAUAGAAGCGGAGAUCUCCAAAUUAUUGUUACUAUGUCACAGAAUAAAAUACUUGUUGUUAUUUUUAACCACAAAUAAAGGAAAAUGAAUGAAAAUUCAAGCCAA
This is a messenger RNA of Cloeon dipterum, 1051 nucleotides long. Its product is annotated as protein dopey-1-like. Lineage: Eukaryota; Metazoa; Arthropoda; Insecta; Ephemeroptera; Baetidae. The record is from RefSeq and is a predicted model, not a curated record. Gene Ontology annotation, cellular component: endosome; trans-Golgi network. The transcript has 4 exons. The coding region runs from base 1 to 624 and encodes 207 amino acids. Gene Ontology annotation, biological process: Golgi to endosome transport.